Microdochium trichocladiopsis is the source of this 1014-nucleotide messenger RNA. RefSeq names its product fungal-specific transcription factor domain-containing protein. Lineage: Eukaryota; Fungi; Ascomycota; Sordariomycetes; Xylariales; Microdochiaceae. Gene Ontology annotation, cellular component: nucleus. The annotation marks the transcript as partial. The transcript has a single exon. The record is from RefSeq and is a predicted model, not a curated record. Gene Ontology annotation, biological process: positive regulation of transcription by RNA polymerase II. Gene Ontology annotation, molecular function: DNA-binding transcription factor activity; transcription cis-regulatory region binding.
AUAUUACGACAUCAAACGCAGAGAUUCUACCUGCAUCAUUUCAUUCGAAGCACAGCAUCCAUAUAUUUCCCACUUCAAUCUGAAGAGUUUCUGAGAUUUGUUCUCACGAUUGGCGAGAGCAGCGCAUGCAUGCUCGGGGCGGUUCUCGUUGCAAGCUGCCACCACCAUGUGCGACUCAAGGGAGAUGAGAAUAGCGAGUUCGCUGCGACUGAGGCCACGGUACAGACUCUCUCAAGUCUCCAAACAGCCAUCAGCGCGCCAAGAUCCCAAAGCGGGACACUGGCAACGUCUCUGAUGCUGGCGACUACUUGUCUCUGCACGGGUGACACCGUCACGUAUCGUCAGCAUCUUGAAGGCGCCCGGAUGUUCGCACAAGAGGUCGGAGCCCUAUCAACAACAGACGAGCUAUGGUCUUUUGACAUCAAAUGGCUCGCGCACUUAUUGCUGAUGGACCAAGUCUCAUCCUCACCAAACACCUUUUCCUGGCGGAAGCGCCCAAUCAACUGGGUCCAGCUUGCCCAAGCCAUGCCAAGUCCCGGGGAAAUCGAUCCCACCACUUACCUGUCCUUUGACCUGAUCACAAUCAUCGACGAGAUAUGCGACUGUUCUCAUCUCCCCGUAGAUAGCAUUGCCGAAGAACGUGCGCAAAUCCUGGAAUGCCGGCUGUCGGACCUACGCAGCCAAGUAUCCCACGAGACCCAAGUACAGUCGCAACUCGUACUUGUCCAUUUGCUUUAUUCAGAUGCUGCGCUCCUGACGCUGUAUAUUCGGCUGCUGGGAUUGGAUAGAAAUGACCUCCGUGUCGUGUCAAUCCUUGCAUCCAUGCAAUCGACCCUGAGCAAGAUCGACAAAUACUCGACAGCUAAUAUCCCGCUGUUAUGGCCCCUUCUGGUAGGCGGAUGCGAAGCGCGUUCAGACGCCGAGCGACAGACUUUCGCAGGACGAAUGGCCGCAAUGGCAACUCACGGCGUUGGGAACUGCAAUAUUGUGCUUAGUUUCAUGAGGAAGUACUGA